This is a messenger RNA of Leptonychotes weddellii (Weddell seal), 703 nucleotides long. The record is from RefSeq and is a predicted model, not a curated record. Lineage: Eukaryota; Metazoa; Chordata; Mammalia; Carnivora; Phocidae.
UCGCCCGGUCUCCGCGCAGUGAGAGGGAGGGAGCGCCGGCCGCGGGAGCGGGAUGGAGAGCAGCAACCCGCAGCCCCCGAGGCCCAGCCCGAGCCCCGCGCUGAGCCUGGACGCCCGGCUGGGCGUGGACACGCGCCUCUGGGCCAAGGUGCUGUUCACCGCUCUCUACGCGCUCAUCUUCGCGCUGGGCACGGCGGGCAAUGCGCUGUCCGCGCACGUGGUGCUGAAGGGGCGCGCCGGGCCCCCGGGGCGCCUGCGCUACCACGUGCUCAGCCUGGCUCUCUCCGGGCUGCUGCUGCUGCUGGUCAGCGUCCCCGUGGAGCUCUACAACUUCGUGUGGUUCCACUACCCCUGGGCGUUCGGCGACCUGGGCUGCCGCGCUUACUACUUCGUGCGCGAGCUGUGCGCCUACACCACGGUGCUCAGCGUAGCCAGCCUGAGCGCCGAGCGCUGCCUGGCCGUGUGCCAGCCCCUGCGCGCCCGCCGCCUGCUGUCGCCGCGCCGGACCCGCCGCCUGCUGUCGCUCGUCUGGGCCGCCUCGCUCGGCCUCGCCCUGCCCAUGGCAAUCAUCAUGGGGCAGAAGUACGAGCUGGAGACGGCUGACGGGGAGCCGGAGCCCGCCUCGCGAGUGUGCACCGUGCUGGUGAGCCGCGCCACGCUCCGGGUCUUCAUUCAGGUAAGGGGGCGGGGGGGGGGUUGCUAA